UACAACCAGGACUGUUAGUGUGCCUUGAGGACCGAGGUUGGGAAUGCCUGCACUAGACAGUCCCGCAGCACUCAGUGCGAAGGCAUCGGGGACAUGUGUGGCCACUUACCAGCAGGGGGAGAAGGUGUAUCAGUUUGGCAGGAAGAGAGUCUUCAGGCAGAUAACAAGCACACAUUUGAUUACAGGCAUGGAUACUGUAUCGAUUAAGAUGUAUCUCAUGAGACAUGUCAUUCUCAACUCAGCACUGAGAGAAUUGUGACUGCUGUUUCUGCGAGCCUUUUGUUUCCCAUGAAGUACAAUGUCACGCUCUGAGAGAAGUGUAAUCAGUGACCGGAUCCCACCUUCCCAGAGAUCAUACAAUGACAGGCCAAGAAGAGAGAGAGACAAUCACAGGGGAUCCUCAAAUGGAACUCAAGGAGGUUACCAACCUGACAGAGAAAGGAAAGAGAGAAGAUCUAAUGACAGGUUGUCUGUGCAGGGGCCAGUACGGGGUCAGUAUUCCCGACCUCCCACAGUUGCCUCAGGUCAUAACCCAAGACACAGUAAAGCAUCUUUUUCACAACAUGGUCCUCUCACACACAGGACUCUCACAGAGAAGCAAACUUUCUCAGAAAAGUGCUCCGAUCUCUGUUCAAUAAGAGGAGUUCUGCAGUUCGUGGAAAUAUCAGCAAAUAUCUUGGUGUUGAUUUGCAUUGUUGCAUCGUAUGCAGUUAUCACUGGCUACACUUCUGCUGCUGGUUUGGGCUCUUUCAGCAUCAAUUCAGCCUACAGUCCAUUUGAAGGCACAGAGCUGCAGCAAGUGAGGGAUGUGGACUUGCAGUAUAGUCAACUGAGAGCACCAGGAGUGUAUGGGGGAGUAGCUGUCAGCCUGCUGCUUUGUGCCCUAACUAUUGUCUUCCUAAUACUGGGGGCUAAACCCAUACACAAAGUUUCCAUCAGACUCCUCUUUGUAGAGUUGAUAUUUGAUGCUGUGUCUUGUUUGUGCUACAUUGUUGGAGUUGGUCUUUACCUGCACUUCAUCAAGCAGGUGAAUGCCACUGACACCUGCAAGACUAGAGAGCGACUGUACGCAGGCCGUGGCUACACUUGGAUGAACUGUGAUGUACAGGGAGGGGAUGCUGCUGUGGCUAUAUUUGGACUCAUUGCUGCAUGUGUUUACCUUCCAAGUGCCGUAUUGUGUGCUCUGUAUAUAAGAACAGUACGUGAUUUCAGGAAAAACCACCUGCCCCCUGAAUAUGCACCUUCCUCAUACAGUGAUAACCAGCAAAGACCUAACAAACCCCAAGGCUUGGCCUAUGAAGACAAUAUCAUUCUUCCUAGUACACUGGUGUAGGAAUGAAUCAGACACAUUGUGAAAUAGCAGUGAUCCUUAUUUCCCUCUCUUUCUAAUCUACUGUAGAUAUAAUAAUGUAAUACUUAGUGUAGGUAAUAUUAAUAUAGAUAACAGUGUAAGUACACCAGACCAAUGUUCUUAAACAAACAACUGGUAAGAAAUGCUUGACGAAAAUCUGAAAAGCAAAAGAAUGAGAAGUGCUCAAUAGUGCAGUAAAGUAAAUACGUAUAUAUAUAUAUAUACGUAUUUCAAAAAGCUAUUUAUUUAAAGAUAAUGUUAUCCCUCUCACAAUAAAAAGACUCAAUUGGAAUGAAUAUCUGACACAAAUCACUGGGCACAGGAAAGAUGCUGCACGAUUCCUCCUACUGCCACACCAGAGGAAAUUAAUCAGUCAGACCAUAUACCCAGCAAUUGUAGUAUCUGAGGUCCUAACUGGUUUCACCCAGACUAUAUAAAUCUCAUACAGUAUAGCUCAUGUAUAAUGGGGUUGGGGAUGGCUGAUCGUUGCUAGGGAUCCCAGCAGUCAGCAUACCGACCGCAGGGAAAGGGGGGGGCGAGCACAACAAAGCUCCUUGCGGACCUGCUGCGCUCGCCACGCUAAUAGAAUAGUCCCUGCUAGUCGGAAUGCCGACUGUCAGGAUUUAGAGGGAUCGGGGUGUAGCCAUAGGUAUUGUGACCGCCGGCCACAUGACUACAUCCUGUUGCAGGUAUAGUAUUCUGAUGACUGGUGCAGUAGGGGUGCAUGUUUUAUCAACCGGUCACUCAGUCUACAUCGUGUCAAAUUGUAAAUGUUUAUAUGCAACUUCAUUUGAUUUGUUAUUAAGACGGUAUAGUCUAGAGUACAAGCCCACAUGAAUAUUUUAUCAGUCACUGAGAUACUGAUUUCCAUGUUUGUUUUAUAUCCGUCAUAAUAGAACAUGUAUUUCAUUAACUAACCAGUUUUUUUUUAUUGGCAGUUAAUGCUUUGAUCUUUUAACCUGGUUUAUUUACUGGACCUGGCAAAUACUGGAUUAAGGGGUCUCUCCCCUCCCCCAACCCUUACACAUACAGGGAUUGCGGCACUUUCCUGCUCUCCCAACUCCCUUACCUUUCUUCUGCCCCCUGCAGUGGGAGGCAUUAGUGGCAGGGGGUCAUGACACUGUGCAUGUUGAGCUGAUUAUUAUGUAGAUUCCUUACCAAUAUACUAUAACACUGUGAAAAUAAAUAAGUGCUAAGUCUGCAUUUAAGGGGGGGUACUGACGGGGGAAUGUGCGCUAAGCGAUCUUAACACAGGCCGCUCAGCACACAUCUCUCCUCCCACUCAGCACAGCGCGAUGUGCUGAGCGAGGGGACAGACGAACGGACGGGGGCGCUCACUUCACACAGCGGUGACGUGAGCGACCCGCUAGAUUGAGCCUGCAUGCAAGCUCAAUCUAGCACCGGCGAUAGCGAUGCGCGAGGCCCGCAUCACUAUCGCUGGGGGGCAUACACACGGUAGAUCCGUGCUUAAAAUCUAAACAAUCUAGUCACAUUGCUUAGAUUUUAAACACGGAUCUCUCCGUGUGUGGCCCCCUUAAGAGUUUCCUGAUGAGCAAUGUGUUUGUAGUAAAUGAGUCUGCAGGGUUAAGUAUAUUCAAAGUUUAAAAAUGUAUUAAAUAAGAAGUAUCAUCAUAAAUGUAUUUGGCAUAUCUAAGUAAAUAUCACAUGCCUUGUUAGAAAUGUACCAGAAUGUGUUGGUUUAUCAUGAUGAAGCUUAUAAGUAAAUCAAAUUAUAGUAAUAUUAUUUAGAAAACCUAAGAUUUAAAUAGUUGCAUUACAUGAGCUAAAGUUACCUUGUCGUUUUGUUAACAGCUAUGCAGACUUUGGGGGAAAUUCAAAUGUUUGUUUUGUCCUGUCUAUUAGAUACAGACACCCAACUGACUUUUCAGACACUCAACCAACUUUUGAAACAUUUGAAUUUCCCCCUUUGUGUCACUGUUACUGGUUUAUAAUGAUGUACUUCUUUCAUGGAUAAUGUUGCUCAUAGAGAAAGCAUUGCAAUAGGUUAAUCGAGCCUAUGAACAGCUAAAGGCUCAGUUACAUCUGUGGGUGAUAGGAAUAUAGUAAUCAUUAUAUUAUGUGUUUCUUCACAACAUAAUCAGAAAUUUUAAUGCAAUAAAUCACACAACACAUUUAUUAAAACCUAUAAAAAAAAAAUCUUCCCAUUGUCACCAUAUCACAUGUUUUGCACAUGGAACUUUUUUUUUUUUUUCUUUACUGCUAACACCCUUUUAUGAUGCUCAAUGCAAAAUGACCUACUCAAAAUGCAAGUACAAGCACUUAAGAAGCACUGUAUAUCAAACCCCUUAAUGUUAGACAUGCAGAGUCACAAGUAUGUGAACUAGAGUUCUUUUAAACACCAAUGGGUAAAGGCUUUAAGGGGUACAUUUACUAAGCAGUUAUAAAGGCAGAGAAGUGAGCCAGUGGAGAAGUUGGCCAUGGCAACCAAUCAGCACUGAAGUAACAUCUAUAAUUUGCAUACUAUAAAAUGAUACAGAGCUGCUGAUUGGUUGAUGGGGAAAUUUCUCCACUGGCUCACUUCUCCGCUCUUAUCACUGCUUAGUAAAUGUAACCCUUAGUCUGUAAAUAUUUUUAUACAUGUUGUAUUCUUGCAUAGUUUGUACUUUUUUAUGUAUAUAAUCUUGCUAUUACUAAAUUUUGUAAUUAUCCAAUUGGUUGACAAAAUAAACGUGUUUACGGAAUGACUUCAAA
This is a messenger RNA of Pseudophryne corroboree (corroboree frog), 4063 nucleotides long. Its product is annotated as MARVEL domain-containing protein 3-like. NCBI's taxonomy places the organism in Eukaryota, Metazoa, Chordata, Amphibia, Anura, Myobatrachidae. The coding region runs from base 299 to 1333 and encodes 344 amino acids. The record is from RefSeq and is a predicted model, not a curated record. The transcript is spliced from 5 exons. Gene Ontology annotation, cellular component: membrane.